GUCCCAACACAAUUAGCUACAACACCACGAUUCGUGCAUGUGAGAAGGGCAGCCAAUGGCGUGCGGUCUUGCAGCUGCAUCAUGAGAUGCUUUAUGCAAGUGUCCCCGUCGACGUCCUCAGCUUCAAUUCGGCCUUAAGGUCUUGCAACAGCUGCUCUCAGUGGCCACUGGCCUUGCGGCUCUUUCCGUCAAUUACGAAGCGCGGGCUCUCGCCCAACGUCCUCAGCUACAACGCCCUACUCCACUCCUACGAAGCAGGCAUGCAAUGGCAGCAUGCUCUGUGUGAAUUCGAUGCGAUGAUCCAGAAAGAUGCGGUUAGCUACAACACCGCCCUUCGUGCCUGCCAGAAGGGUCUUGCAUGGCAAGCAGGCAUCCACAUGUUGACUUGCAUGGUCAGUGCAUCUUUCCCUCCAGACAUAUUUAGCUACAAUGCAAGCAUCAGCUCUUGUGAGAAGGGCUCGCAGUGGCUGGUGGCUGUGCAUUUCCUGGACCUCAUGCCGACAGUUUCCAUCACACCCGACACUAUCAGCUACAAUGCUGCUUUGGCCGCCAGCAAAGCAGGAAAAGCCUGGCAAUGGGCAGUGCAAUUGCUCAACUCCUUCCCGGCCAAGAGUCUCCUGCCGGAUGCAAUCUCCUUCAACACAACCCUGACGGCCGUGGUCGAUGCUGUCCACUGGGAGAAGGCUCUUGGCCUCUUCGAUGUCAUGCCUGAGCGUCAGGUUCAGCCAAACAUCAUCAGCUACAAUGCUGCCAUCAGUGCAGCGGCAGUCGAGUCGCGGUGGCAAUCGGCAAUGGAUCUUUUUCGUUCUGCGCGGGAUGGAAAGCUCGCAUGCGACGUGAUGUCCUACAACGCGGUGCUGAAAUCUCUCGAGCUUGUCAAACACUGGACUGUGGCUUUUGAACUGCUGAAUUCGAUGCCCACUGCACGGGUAUCUCCAGAUGUUAUCUGCUACAGCAUGGCAAUCGGAGCCUCCAGUGGUGAGGAGCAGUGGGAACGGUCCUUGUUCCUUUGGGAUUCGCUGGUGGACAAACAGCUGCGCCCGGAUGUUGUGACUUACCACGCUGCCAUGAUGUCGUUCGACAAGGGCACACAGUGGCAGCGAAGUCUGGCACUCUUGCAUUCGAUGUCCAGGAACUCCGUGCAGCGAAUCUCACCGAGCUACAACAUGGUCUUGAAUGCGUGCCAGAAGGCCUCAGAGUGGCAGUUGGCUCUUGGGCUGUUUGCAUCGAUGUCAGGAGACCGCGCCACACCUAGCGUGGUCAGCUACGGUGUUUUGAUCACCGCACUGCAGCGCGGCGAGCAGUGGCAGCUGGGUCUACUGCUCUUUCAUGCACUGCCGGAUGCGGAUAUCAUUCCAGACGAGUCAAUCUAUGCUGCAGCGUUGGCAUGCUGCCAGUCCGCUGCCGACGCGCGACAGCUUUGGCGCGCCAGCUGA
Symbiodinium sp. CCMP2456 is the source of this 1436-nucleotide messenger RNA. The record is from the annotation of a GenBank genome assembly. Lineage: Eukaryota; Dinophyceae; Suessiales; Symbiodiniaceae.